Molecule: messenger RNA, 2325 nt
Organism: Aaosphaeria arxii CBS 175.79
Lineage: Eukaryota; Fungi; Ascomycota; Dothideomycetes; Pleosporales
Product: P-loop containing nucleoside triphosphate hydrolase protein
Exons: 4
Coding region: 227-2278 (683 amino acids)
Molecular function (GO): ATP binding; ATP hydrolysis activity
Source: RefSeq, a predicted model, not a curated record
GCCCUCUUCGAGAAAUCAGUCAUAUUUCAUCAAUUAAAACAAACAGGUUCGUCUCAAAUCGAGAAGGAAGAGGGUUCGAGAAUUCGUCAGCCAUACCUACCUCUGCCCAUUGCUUCUGUGACUUUGAGCGUUUACUUAGGUCAGAAGUUCCAGUGAUUUGCAAGAAGUGAUUCCAUUUCCCGGAGCGAAGCGCCCCAACGAAUCAGGCAAAUCGCUUUAUAAACCGAUGAAGAAAGCCAAAACUCACGACGAGAGUGAAGACUUUCCACCACCGGAUUAUUUGGUUGCCCACCAGGUCACCUGUUCUCGACAUCGGGAUCAUAUCUCAACCUAUUACGAGGAUGUACCUCGAUUACUUCUUGGGGACUGGAAAACAACUGCCUUACAUGGAACACAACCCUUCACUGAGGACAUCUUCAGUAGGGAAUUCGCCGAAGAAAAUCCCCACAUAUCUUUCAUUGCUGUCAAAUCUUACGAUUGUGGUGCAUACCACGAAGCUAUCAAAGACAAAUUCAAAAAGGUGCCCCUACCAGACAACGUGGCGCAACUUCUGAAGCACGUGGACGCACGGCUUUCUCUACUCCAAGAGGACGGUGACUAUGCCUCGAUCAUGAGUGAGAUAAUCGUUUUCGUAUCAAGCGAUCUACAAAAUUCUCUAUCAGCCAUUAGUUUGGCCCAUCCUGAGUACUUCUCGAAAAGAAUUUACGGAUCUAAUGUUGCACCGAUCUUAGACUUCUACCACGCCAGGUCUAUCAUCGAAAGUUUCAUAUCGCGAGAGAGUGAUAUUCUGAGCUCACUUCAGCUGGAGCAGCUAAGGGUGCUUGUUGGCUAUAUUCGAGAAUCUCGAGGCGAUGAAUUUGACCAGGCUACUGCACAAUUCGCUGAAGGCGCCGUCGGUCAAGUCCACUUCUGCAAACUGUUCAGUCUUGGCGAUAUUGUUGUUCGCGAUACAAGUACUGGGCCGUUAGCAUAUCAAAUCACCAAUUUAGCCAUCGAAUCGCAUACUGUGAGGAUCGAUUGUUUUAGUUGGGAUUUCAAUGGCGAGUUCUUCAAAUCCAAGCAGCGUUUUACCGUGCAUUGGCCCUCAAAUGCCAAGGAAGUUCGGAUAGAGACAUUGGAGAUAUAUCCAUUAAGGUACAGUAACAGCGGUCAGCGUCUUCGCCUGGAGCAGAGAGGAUCUAAAUUCUGGAAUUAUCGAGAGCGCACUCUGGUCGAUUAUGAGUACAAAGGAAUAUCAUAUGAACUUCGUGCUAUAAGCAAUCGUUUUAUGAUCGAUAUGGACACGUAUCGAAAUCUACACCCAGUCAAUCAAGAGACCCGUGAUGAAGAAGAUGAGGGGAUUAAGAAGUUGAAACAACCACCCAACGAAACCUUCGUACUUCUACUACCGUCACAUAUACGAGGGUACGGAUUUCAUGAUAAGAAGUGGAGCCUUUUACUCAUCGAUCAGAUCAGGUCGGUGACAUGGAGUAGCGACACAUUUGAUCGACGUCUUGUCCUUAAGGCUCAAAAGAAGGAGAUUAUCAAAGCGCUCAUAACGGUGCAUACUACACCGGUUCAUACCAACAAGGCUGACAUUGUUGAAGGCAAAGGAAAUGGACUCAUUAUGCUCCUACAUGGAGGUCCAGGCACAGGCAAGACUCUCACUGCUGAGAGCAUUGCUGAAUUCGCUGAGCGUCCUUUGUAUAAAGUGACGUGUGGUGACAUCGGCACGGACGCAGAGAGUGUCGAGAAAUAUCUCGAAUCGGUUCUUUACAUUGGAACUUUAUGGAAAUGCGUUGUUCUUCUUGACGAAGCUGAUGUGUUCCUCGAGGAACGAACGCCAACCGACCUCCAGAGAAACGCGCUAGUGUCUGUCUUCCUUCGUGUCCUGGAAUAUUUUGAGGGCAUCCUUAUCCUAACCUCGAACCGCGUCGGCACGUUUGAUGAAGCUUUCAAGUCUCGAGUGCAGCUGGCCAUGCAUUAUCCAUCACUCGAUGAGAACGGACGAUGGGAGGUGUGGCAUAUGUUCCUUCGAGAUCUGUUACAGGGCGAUGAACAAGUCAAGUAUACGGAAAUUAAGGACAAGCUCGAUGUGCUGGCGCGCUAUAAUUUGAAUGGCCGUCAAAUCCGAAAUGUGUUUAAUACUGCAAGGCAAUUAGCGCGAUAUCGAAAAGAGCAUCUAGCCUAUUCACAUUUCGAUCAGGCUUUGGAAGUUGUCAAUGAAUUUGAAGAGUAUUUGGUCCACACGCGUGGACAUACCGAUGAAGAGUAUGCAAAAGCACAAGGGCACAGGUAGAAAUCGUGGGAAGCCAAGGACAUCCUUCUGUGUUUAUUUUUUGAUCG